Haliotis rubra (blacklip abalone) is the source of this 3140-nucleotide messenger RNA. RefSeq names its product SLIT and NTRK-like protein 2. Gene Ontology annotation, molecular function: protein binding. The transcript has 2 exons. The coding region runs from base 317 to 1867 and encodes 516 amino acids. The record is from RefSeq and is a predicted model, not a curated record. NCBI's taxonomy places the organism in Eukaryota, Metazoa, Mollusca, Gastropoda, Lepetellida, Haliotidae.
UCAGUUUCUUAUAUUUAUUUAUGAACGCAUGGUAUGUCUUGGAUGCUGUUAAUCUGCCGGUCCUGCAUAAUUUCCCGUCAAACCGUUGCUUUGGAAAACGGGUCAAAGAAGCCUCCCUCGCGUCGGUACCCCCGCGUUUAGUGAGAUUGUUGCAUGCGAAAUGUGGUUCGGAAGCAUUUGAGGGUUGAUUCGUAAGAACAUAUCCACAAAGAAUGAAAUAACAACACUGAUGAUAAUGCAUAAGGAUGAUGGUCCGGCUAUAAACUAGUACUUGACCUUGUGAUAUCUACACCCGUGUCCAACAUUGUAUGUCACUAUGGAAAUAACAGGCUUAAACUACAUUGUAAUACUUGCUGUAGUAUCGUCAUGUGACAUGUCUUCAACAUGUCCCAAGGGAUGUUUGUGUGCCGAGGGACAGGAGGACCACCUAAUGCAUGUUACCUGUGAAGGUAGAGACAGUAUUCCUCAGAUGAAGAAUGUUCAGUCCAUCAACAUGAGUGCAAACAGCAUGUCGGUGAUACAUGGAAAAUCUGUGGAAAAAACGUCGACUCUAAAAAUGCUUGACUUGAGUUUCAACAACAUAAAUAUGAUUGAAAUUGGUGCGUUAGGAUCUGGUGGUGUUCCAAACCUUGUGAUGCUAAAUCUUUCUCACAAUCAUUUAACUUCUGUACCAAAAAACUUGACAUCAAGCCUGCAGUAUGUCAGACUGAGUUCAAAUGACAUUGAAAUUGUUCAUUUGAGUGAUUUGUGUCAUUUGAAAAGUGCCAUUCAUGUUUAUCUGGAGCAUAAUAAACUAAGGGAGAUAAUCCCAGUUGGGCAAGAGGAUGAAAACUGUGGUGAUGGCUUGGAGAAACUUGAAAUCCUGUCAUUUCAUGACAAUUUUAUCGAAAAAAUAGACAAGACAAUGUGGAAAUGUGUCAGUGGUGUGACAUAUUUGUCUUUCGCUAACAACAGAAUACAAACACUUAAACAAGAUGUAUUCAAAGGAUUAAGAGGCCUGAAGUAUCUUGAUUUGACUGGCAAUAGAAUAAAAACUAUUCACUCUAAGACUUUUAAACAUUUGUGGGAUUUGAAAUUUUUAUCACUAUCUCGGAAUUACAUUGAAGAUAUUCCUGAUGAACUCCCCAUGACAGAAUGGUUUGAUGUCUCCCACAAUAGAAUCACAGAAGUGCCUGAAAAAAAGAAAGGAUCACUUUAUCCACAAGAAGUAUUUCUGUUUGGGCAAAACCCUUUGAAUUGUGGAUGUGAAAUGCUUUGGUUAAAGGAAUUAUUCGACACAAGAGAAUACCAACUGAAAUUUCUUGAUGUAGAAACUGACAAGUUUAUCCCAGCAUGCUCAACUCCCAGUCAUCUCCAUGGAGACACGUGGGAUGUGCUGGCCAAUGAAGCUUUUGGUUGUAAUGAGCCUCAUUCUGGAACAGCCAAUGAAGAUGAAGAUGACCACUUGUUGUGGAGACUGAAAGAUCUUUCAGUCAGAGUUACAGAGAUAGGGGAUACUUACUUGAAGGUUGAAUGGGAUUCAGUGAAUAUUGGAGUGCCGACGAAGGAGAAACAUGUUGUUGUGUUUAAUAUUCAUAAGUUUGGUAGAAAGAAACAUCGUACAUCUAUUUCGGUACAUCCCCAGGUGGGGAGGUAUGUUUUGAAAGCUUUAAGUCCUGCCACAGGGUAUGUUAUCUGUGUGACAGUUGUGUCUGAGAAACUGCAUGAACCAAGGAACUCGUACAGUUCUGAUAACUGCCUGGAAAUUGUGACAAGGGAGACAACUGUGACUGAGGCGUCUUGGGUGUGGGAGAUGCUUGUGAAUCCAACAUUUUACCUUUCUGUCAUAACUUUGUCAGUGUUGGUCCUAUAUUUUAAUGUCUGGUGAAAUGAAAGGGCAAAUAAAGUUUCAUGUUUUUUGGUGGGAUGAGGAGUCUAUGGUUUUUAAAUUACUCCCAACUUUGUCCAAAAUGCAGGUGUUAUGUUUUCAAAGUAACUUUGCCUGUAUUUCAAUGUGUGAUGGAAGUAAAGGCAACAUAAUGUUUCUUGGUGGGCGAAAGAGUGUAUAGUUUUCAAGUUAACUCCGAACUUUAUAUGGUGUCCAAAAUGCCGAAUAUACAUUUUCAAAGUAACUUUGCCAGGUUUUUUUCUUGUAUUUGAUGUGUGACAACAGUAAAGCCCAAACAAAAUGUUGCUUGUUCUCGGUGUAAAAUUAAAUCCAUUUGUUUAAAGUGUGGUGUAUAGAGUGGUGAUAAUAAAUGUCUUUCUUCACGUCAUGAAUAGAUUAUGUAUGAAAUUACUCUUUAUUUUCCAACAAAUGUAUUUGAUAAAGGAAUGAGUUUGUCAUCUGUGACAUCUGUGAUUACUUAACAUGUCUCAACUUUCAACUGGUAUAUGAUGUAAUGGGGAUGGCUUGAUUUGGCAACAGGGAUCUAUGUAGAGAGUCUGUGAGUAACCAUCAUUCACACCACAGGAAGGGGACACCAGGAUUGGGUUCACUGAUAGAAAAUUGAACCUUGCACAACUGAAUCAGAACCACUUGAUCCAUUUGGUAACCUUGGAUUUUAGUAUUUUCAUAUCAACUGCAACAAUAUGUAUAUAGCCAUUGAUUAGAGUACUCUUGAUUUUUGGUGCACAGGUCGGGCCUACUCAGUGAAGCUUUGUAAAACUUUGGGGCAGUGGGGUAGCCAAAUGGUUAAAGCGUCUGCUAAUCACACUGAAGACCUGGGUUUGAUUCCCCACAUGGGUACAAUGUGUGAAACCCAUUUCUGGUGUCCCCUGCUGUGAUAUUGCUGGAAUAUUGCUAAAAGCCGUGUAAAAACCAUACUUGCACUUGUAAAACUUUGAAAACAGUUCAAACAGGUACUCCACUGGUUCCUGUGGCUGUUAUUUUUGUUUGAAGCUGACAAAAGUCUUAUGAUUACCCAUGAAUUCCUGCACAUUUAUUAGCCCAGUUGGGUUUGGUGCUUAUUGCUUUUACAGAAAUUGUUCAUUAAUAGUUGCAACUAUCAGUAUCCAUUGAGUGUGAAUGGUUUGUCUUGUAAUAUUAUGAACUUUCAUUAUGGAUAACUCUUCCAUUGUCAUUUUUUUUUAUGGAAUGCUUGUUGCUUUGUUGUGAAUGGAAAAUCUGAAGAAAUAAUGAAAUUAAUUUUUUGCUGUUA